This is a messenger RNA of Pongo pygmaeus (Bornean orangutan), 1129 nucleotides long. Its product is annotated as nascent polypeptide-associated complex subunit alpha. Bases 139 to 798 code for a protein of 219 amino acids. Lineage: Eukaryota; Metazoa; Chordata; Mammalia; Primates; Hominidae. The transcript has 7 exons. Gene Ontology annotation, cellular component: nascent polypeptide-associated complex. The record is from RefSeq and is a predicted model, not a curated record.
GCUGCCGGCAGCUCUUGACCCGGAAUCGGAUCCUAGUCCCACCCCCUCCGCUCCAGGCUUCCUUCUGCAACAGGCGUGGGUCGCGCUAUCGCUCGCUCUCUUUCUGCCGCCAUCUUGGUUCCGCGUUCCCUGCACAAAAUGCCCGGCGAAGCCACAGAAACCGUCCCUGCUACAGAGCAGGAGUUGCCGCAGCCCCAGGCUGAGACAGGGUCUGGAACAGAAUCUGACAGUGAUGAAUCAGUACCAGAGCUUGAAGAACAGGAUUCCACCCAGGCAACCACACAACAAGCCCAGCUGGCGGCAGCAGCUGAAAUUGAUGAAGAACCAGUCAGUAAAGCAAAACAGAGUCGGAGUGAAAAGAAGGCACGGAAGGCUAUGUCCAAACUGGGUCUUCGACAGGUUACAGGAGUUACUAGAGUCACUAUCCGGAAAUCUAAGAAUAUCCUCUUUGUCAUCACAAAACCAGAUGUCUACAAGAGCCCUGCUUCGGAUACUUACAUAGUUUUUGGGGAAGCCAAGAUCGAAGAUUUAUCCCAGCAAGCACAACUAGCAGCUGCUGAGAAAUUCAAAGUUCAAGGUGAAGCUGUCUCAAACAUUCAAGAAAACACACAGACUCCAACUGUACAAGAGGAGAGUGAAGAGGAAGAGGUCGAUGAAACAGGUGUAGAAGUUAAGGACAUAGAAUUGGUCAUGUCACAAGCAAAUGUGUCGAGAGCAAAGGCAGUCCGAGCCCUGAAGAACAACAGUAAUGAUAUUGUAAAUGCGAUUAUGGUAAGUGUUCAAGCCUUUGUUCCUUGACUCCCUCUGCCCUGACCAGUUAUGAGUGACUUAUUUUCUCUUGCUAAAUAUCAGCCAAUUAGGGAACCUCAUUCCAGAGCCUCUUCUGAGUUGCCGUAUAGGUUUUAGUGGCCUAAGUUCUCCUGAUUUGCCUGUAAGAGUUUUAGUGACCUGAAUUCUCCUGAUUUGCCUAUAAGAACUGCUAAUUAUCUUUUCUCUAUUACAGGAAUUAACAAUGUAACCAUCUGAAAGGAACUUUUUUUGGUGUCUCAAAGGAGUAACUGCAGCUUGGUUUGAAAUUUGUACUGUUUCUAUCAUAAAUAAAGUUAUGGCUUCUUGUUGGAUGAACUCA